UUCGCCCUCGUUCUCAGACUGCGCGUUUUGCAGAUCGUGUGUGGCAUCUCGGCCAUGGUGAUGGGUACGGUGACGUUCAUCGAGGAGCGCGGGGCCCUCAACCUCGUACUGGGAAUUCCCGCCGGCGCAGCCACCGUGGCCGCUGCAGCGGCCAGCAUCCACGUGAGCCGCGGCUUCGGCGGCUACCGCCCCCGCGGCGUGUCCCGCUACCGGCGCUGCCUGGGCCCCCGGUGGCCCGUGGCCGCGCUCUGGGGCUGCGCAUGCGCUCUGCACGCCGCGCUGCUCGUCCAGGCGGCGCGCACCGCCGUCGCCCCCUCCGCCUCCGCCAUGCCCGGCGGAGACCAUGACGCCGGCAACCUGGCGGUGCUCGCCGCGGUGCUGCUGGUGCUGGCCGCCGGCACGCUGUGCUCCGAGUGCGCGCUGCUGCGCGUCGACUGGCGCUACGACCCCGACUGA
Messenger RNA from Schistocerca gregaria, 456 nucleotides. RefSeq lists its product as uncharacterized. Bases 55 to 456 code for a protein of 133 amino acids. Lineage: Eukaryota; Metazoa; Arthropoda; Insecta; Orthoptera; Acrididae. The transcript is spliced from 4 exons. The record is from RefSeq and is a predicted model, not a curated record.